UGUAUAUGUGCAUGUCUGUGUGCACAAUAUAUAUUUUUUUCUCUCUUUCUUCAUGGUGUUGAUAGUUAAUGAAACAGCGUUUGUCGUAAACAAAUUUAUGAAUUUAGUUUACGAUUGUUUACAAAUCGCGAUGUGAAUAUCGAGAAAAAAAGACGUCAAAAUAAAAUGUUUGAAAUAAAGUUGAAAGAAGCCACAUUGAAAGCGAAAUAAAAGGAAUUCAAUAGAAAAAAGAAUAGUGAAUAGUGUAUAUGGUAUUGAAUUGCUAAAAAUAAAGCCGAUGUUAAUAGAAUAAAAAGAAGGCAUCAAGUGCAUUAGUAUCGCCCAAAUCGGUAACACGAUUGAGCGUAUGCAGUAGAUUUUUCAAUAAAAAAAAAAGUGCGAACAAAGCCAACGAACCAACAACAAUAUCGCCGAGCGCAGAGAGAUAGAGUGAAUAUGUGCAAGAUGUCAGCCAAAGUGGUACAAUUGCAACUAAAAUGUUAUUAAGUUGCAAAUUCGAGUGGGUGUUGGAUUUAUAAUAAUCAGCACAAAAAGAAAUCGGAAAUUUUUAAACACAAAUGAAAAAGGUGAAUGGUGAACAAAAUUGAAAUGAUUUACGUAUUUUUAUUGAUUAUUUUUGGUUGGUGAGCGGACGAGUAUCGAGAAAUUCUAGUGUCGAUGGAGUCGCGUAUUUAGAGCAUGAGCUUAAAAUAGAGUCAUACCGCAUCAAUAAUUCAGUGAAAAAAUGAUGUCGACACAAACGACCGAAAAGAAAACAACGGUGUUAACAGCAACACAAAAUGCAGUUUCCGAUGUCAUCGAGAAUAAUAUCGAGAGCAUUGAACAUGUUAAAACGGAAAUGGAAAAACUAAAAAUAGACGAACAACAACAGCCGCAACUUAUCGACUUAUCAGUUGAGAAUAACCAGCAAAAACAAAAUGCAGAUAACCAACAUAAUAAUGGUACAAAGCAAGAUACAAACAAGGAAACAAUUUACGCAACACCGUUACGAAAACUCGACCGACCAAAAGUAAAAGCAAGCACAAACCAUGAGGCAAAACCAAAUAAUAGUGACGACAUAAAUGGAGGCACCGCCGAGGAUAGGCAUAUACUGAAUUUUCUCAAAGACACCAGUAAAUUGCAAAAGAAAUUACAACGUUCGGGUUGCGGCAGCGGAAAUAAUAGUUCGGGCGAUAGUGAUUAUGCGAAGGCAAAUUUUUCGUCACUCGCACAGGAACAACAUUUUGUGAAUUUAGUACAACAGAAUGUCAUCGGAUACAGUGAAAAUGUUACGCACGAGACUGAUACAACGAAUAACGACGACGAAACCGCACCCAAGGGAGAAACAUCGUUCGAUGCCGGGGCUGAUUUGAAAUUGGUACCGUUGAACGGUUGUAACAAUAGAGAAUAUUUACCAAAGAUUUCCGAUGUUUUCAUCAAACGUGAAUGGAUCAUAAAACUCAUAGCGCUGUGUUUGGAGCAAAGACUGACGAAACAAACAAAAUUGUCGUCAAUGGCUUUGGGCGAUGAGGCUGUCGGUGAAUCGCAUAAAAAAUCCGCGUCAUCACGAAUCCAACAAAAAUCGACGACGUCACAACAUAGUGGUGUAUUUUUACUCGGCUCAAAUGGUUCGGGAAAAACAUCGAUUUGUAAGCGAAUUAUCAAUGGCAAUACGGGCACACAAGGCAUGCUUAAUCGAAAAUUACUGUGUUGCUAUUUUAUAAAUACACAAAAUGCCGAGUGUCAUUCGUUGAGCACAUUCAUUCGAUGCAUUGUUAUGCAGAUCUUAUCGCAUUCAACACUUUUAUCGUCAAAAGACGAUGCUGACAGUGCGAAUCAAUCGAAAAAUAGCAAUGACAUUUCAUCAGACACGGCCGCACUUGAUACCACUCUAAUGGAUACAACAUCGUUGCUAAAACCAAAUGAGGAUGAAGCAAAAGCAUCAACAUCAGCCGAUAAAGACGGCGCAAACAACGAAGAGAAAUCGAUAAAAACACAAAUGGUACGUCAAAAUUCCGAAACAAAUAAAAGCGGCGUAAAGAGCAGUAAUCGUAAUUCCACCUACGAUACAUAUCCGCCAGCACAAAAGGCGAAUGACGUAAAACCAGCCGAACAAAAUCAGUGCUUUACACCAAGUAAAUCUAAAACGACACGUGGUUCAUCGAAAAUUCCAGUUAAAAUCGGCAAUAAAUCUGGCUCACCGUCGAUGACAACAACGGCUAAAGAAACACCAAAUACAUCACCGGCUAAAAAGACGAACGAAACCAAAUCAAUUAUUCAACAGAGCGAAAAGAUUGAAGAACCAAAUGAAGAUACAAACGAUGCACUAUGCACAAGUGUCGAGUAUGAAAAUGUGGAGAGCCGUAAAAAGAGCAACGAACCAAAGACCGAUGCAAAAAUAACAACCGCCGUGGAAAAUGUCGAAACGAAAAUUGAAAAUAAUCAACCACAAUUACCAACCAAAACCAAAUCAUGCCUUCAAAUGAUUGCCGAUGAAUAUUUUGCGAUUUUAACACAAAAUCCGGAAAUUAUGGACAGUUUGAAUGCAGAUAACAUUGAAAAGAAUCCAGAUGAAUGUUUUAAAAAAGCCAUUUUAUAUCCAUUCUUGGAAUUGCAACCGCCAAAGUCAGCGUUGCUAUUUCUAGUCGAUUCCAUCGAUGAACACUACAUUAACGAAGAAGAAAAUGUGAUGUCAACAUUAAAAGGCAAUACGUUGAAUCGGAGCAGAACGAUUGCCGAGCUGCUGUCGAAUAAUUUCCAUUUGAUUCCAAAGUGGCUGUUUCUAGUGUGCACAGCGAAACGACAAAGUCGACAUAUUGUCAAGAAAUUCAAUGGAUUCAAGAAGAUUGCAUUGGACGAUUUACGUAAGAGUCAUGUUGUUAAAGAUGUACAAGAGUAUAUUAUAGCACGUUUGAAUGCCGAUUUCAAGGGUCAAAUUCAAUUCUCGGCAGACAUAAUUGAUUGUCUCAAUCAACUUUACAUUAAAUCGAACGGUUCGAUAUUGUACUUGGAAAAAGUAUUAAGUGGCAUACGGGAGAAUGUAUUUUCAUUUCGUGAAAUCAAAUUGAUUCCAUGCACGCUGAAUGGUUUGUACUUGUACAUUUGUCAGAAAUCGUUCAAUAAAAAGCAGUACAGUAAAAUUCGUCCGAUCUUAAAUAUAUUGCUGGCAAGUUGUGAUUUCGUUGAUUUAACAUUCGUUAUGAAUUGCCUACGUACCCAUAAUUAUACGAUCGAUCAACCGGAAUUUGAUAAGCGCAUCGAUGCCAUGAAAUAUGUGCUGACAUUCAACGAUGACAAAACCAAAGUGAAAAUCUUUCAUAAUUCGUUUAGCGAUUGGUUAAGUGAUGUGAAAUUUUCAACGAAAAAAUUUCUAUGCAGUGUCAACGAAGGGCAUGCCAUGAUAUCAAUGUAUUAUACGCUGGUCAGUGAUACAUUGUGUCCGAAUCAAGUGCUUCGCUAUUUUGGCCAUUUAAUUAAAUGUGAUGAAUAUGCGAAAGGUAAAAGUAUUAAUUUGGAUCUCAUUCUUAUUUUAUUGGAGUCAAAAGCAAAUCUGGUCGAUUGUUUCUAUGUGAAUGCAUUAAAUUGUUGUGCCGUUUGUGAAUUGGAUUACAAACAAACGUAUUGUAUGAUGCCAAGAAUGCGAACAACCAUCGAACGAUUUUUGAAUAAAACACUUUGUGAUGAAGUUUUGGAUUUUAUCAAUGAUUUCUUUAAACCGAGCCUACCAACAAACACAAAAAUACUCAAGCUACUCAUUGAGACGGGCAUUAAUAAUGCAGACUGUCAAUUUUCAUAUGAUUCAUUGAUUACGUCACCGGUGACGGAAGAUAACGAUGAAUUGGCCAAAUUAUUGAUAAACAGUGAGAAAUCGUGUCAACGUAAUAACAGCAAAGAUACCGACGCCAAUGAAUACCAAGAAAUUAUGUCACCAUCUUUGUCACCGACAACUCAGAAUCAACGUAAACGCGACAACGAUGAAUGUUCAAAUGGCGAUGAUUUAGCGCAAAAACAUCAGCUACUGUCGUGCGGAAAGGCAUUGAUUCAUUUACUUGCGAACGAAGGUAAUGUCGCAAUGCUCAAGAGAGCUUUAAACGCUUGUAAGAAAGACGGUAAUGGUUUGGCCACCAUUGACCUAGAAGUUGAGGAUGAGUGUGGACAAACCGCUCUGAAUAUUGCAGCUCGCAAUGGACAUUUUGAAAUUGUCGAAUUACUGUUGAGUUUACGAUAUGUUUGCACUACGUCGCAUCAAAUCAAACAUGUCAAUGUUAAUCAUGCUGAUCGCGAUGGAUGGACACCCUUGAGAUCAGCUUCAUGGGGCGGUCACGCGGACAUUGUUAAAUUGCUCAUCAAACAUCCGGAGAUUCAAAUCGAUUUGGCUGACAAAGAACAACGAACCGCAUUGCGAGCUGCAUCUUGGAGUGGUCACGAGGACAUUUUGAAAGCAUUAAUCAAUGCUGGUGCCGAUGUAAAUUCGGUCGAUCGACAAGGCAGAACAUCAUUGAUAGCCGCAUCGUACAUGGGCCAUUAUGAAAUUGUCGAAAUCCUUCUGGAAAACGGUGCUGAUGUCAAUCAUCUUGACAUCGAUGGUCGAAGUGCUUUAUGUGUGGCUGCGCUGUGUGGAAGCAGUGGUUACAGUCGUGUUAUUUCUAUCCUAUUGGACUAUCAUGCAAAUGCGGAUCAAAUAGAUAAUGACGGCAUGUCAAGUUUACUAGUCAGUGCAUUCGAAGGAAAUGCUGAGGUGUGUGAACUAUUGAUGGAAAAUGGAGCUGACCCAGAUUUAUGCGAUAAUAUGGGACGAACACCAUUAUGGGCAGCAUGUACAAAAGGCCAUGCAAAUAUUGUAAAAUUACUUCUAUUCUGGGGAUGUAGUAUUGAUUGCAUGGACUCCGAAGGUCGUACGGUGCUCAGCAUUGCCGCCGCUCAAGGUAAUCCAGAGAGUGUGCGACAAUUACUUGACCGAGGCUUGGAUGAAACACAUCGCGACAACGCCGGAUGGACAGCGUUACAUUAUGCAGCGUUUGAGGGAUAUGAUGAUGUUUGUUUGCAGUUAAUUGAAGCGGGUGCAAAAAUCUAUGAGUGUGAUAAUGAGGGCAAGAAUGCUCUUCAUAUUGCUGCUCAAGAAGGACGAAAUAAUGUCAUCGAAGCAUUGGUUACAGCGACAAAUGUGUGCAUUGACCAAAAAGCUCACGAUGGAAAAACGGCGUUUCGCUUGGCGUGCAUUGAAGGUAAUAUCGAGUGCAUUGACACGCUAAUCAAGUAUGGUUGCGAUGUAAAUUUACGCGAUGCCGAUGGAAGGCCUACGCUCUAUAUUUUGGCCCUUGAAAAUCAAAUUGCCGUUGCCAAGUUUUUGUUAGAGCAUUCGAAUAUCAAUGUAAAUCUUCCUGAUAACGAAGGACGUUCUCCACUCCAUGUUGCCUCUUGGCAAGGCCACCUUGAAAUGGUUGAGCUACUAGUUGCUCAAGGAUGUGCAGAUGUAAAUGCGUUGGACUUAGAUUUUCGUUCUCCGUUACAUUCGUGCGCUUGGCAAGGUAACGACCGUGUCAUGGAGAUGCUGUUGUUUUAUGGUGCCUCGUCUGAUCAUGCCUGCAAACAAGGUGCAACGGCUCUCGGUAUCUCAGCUCAAGAAGGCCACGAAAAAUGCGUUCAAACUUUACUGCAAUAUGGUGCAAAUCCAAACAAAUCCGAUUUAUGCGGUAGAACGCCAAUAAAACUGGCUAUGAAAUCGAAUAACUAUUGCAUUCUAAGGCUAUUGGAAAGCGCAUUGAAAAAUGAGGGUUUGAAACAGCAAAAACAACGAAGCGCAGCGCAUAAAAUCCUUCAAUCACCGCCGGAGAAAAAAGCAUCAAAUGGUACGGUUUUCUAUGAAAAUACCAUGCGGUCGGAUGCAUCAUCGAAUAAUGCCAAAUUCAAUCGGAAAAGCGUAAUUUCUAGUCAUUCAACCGGAAGCAGUAAUAAUGAGACAACGGGUGCUUCAUCGUCAACAAAUAAAAACUAUCAAGCAUCACAGUCAUCGUCAAAACCAGCAAACCAACAACAAUUGCCGGGCAAUUAUCGUUCAUCGAUGAGCAGCCAUUCGGAUAUUUUCAUGAAAGUAGAUGAACAGAAAAUCAAUUUUGAUCUGAAAAUGGAUUAUUCUGAUUUGGGAUGCAUGUCACCGUUGUACGCAACGCCACCAAUUUCACCAGGGAGCGAUAAUGGACCGAAUUUUGACGAUCAAUUCGAAACGCCGAGCACAAUAUUCUCCGCACACAAUGCAGAAAACAAUGACCAUUUUGCUCGCGACACUCACAUGCGCAUCAUUUUGGGCAACAGCAAAGAAACUAGUCAAUCCUCAAAGAAAUCAUUGAAACGAAGUGGCAUCACGACAAAUCCAGCCGUUCGCUUGUUACGCAAUCGUUUUGAUUCAGCAGCACAGCUCAUACGACGUACCAACAAUAUGUUAUCAUCGUCAUCGAACAAUGAAGGUUCUUCAAGUAUCGGAGUCAAAUCCGGAACAUUUCAAUGGCGCAAAGAGAGUCAAAUGUAGAGAGAUAUUUUAUUUUUUAAAUCAAAGAGAUGGUUGAUUAUACUCAAGAAUAUCCGGUUUGUCACAAGAGUGAUUUUUCGAACAACAUUUUAUUUAUAUAUAUAUAUACUCAAGCAUAAAGUUUGUCCUCAGUCUAAACGUUUUGGUUCCUGCGUUAUUAAUUUUUUAGUUUCCAGUGUGAUUUUCGUUUUAAAUUGCGUAUCUUUUUUUUCGUCACUUUCAAAACAAUAUGAGUAUUAAAUGAAUAUCUUGGAUGCAGUUGAAUUACGAACAUAAUUCUAAUCUCGUAAACAUGAUAUAAUUAUAUAUGAAAAAUUAAUCAACUUAGUUUUCCUAGCAUCUUUUUUGUGUUGUGACCACCAUAUGUAUACACCACAAUUUAUAUAUAUACAAGUGAAACAAGCAAUUACAAUUGUAGUAUUAGCCGUAGAGCCGACAAAAUAAACGAUAUUUAAAUUAUUU
This is a messenger RNA of Contarinia nasturtii (swede midge), 6967 nucleotides long. RefSeq lists its product as uncharacterized. NCBI's taxonomy places the organism in Eukaryota, Metazoa, Arthropoda, Insecta, Diptera, Cecidomyiidae. The transcript has 12 exons. The coding region runs from base 725 to 6505 and encodes 1926 amino acids. Gene Ontology annotation, molecular function: protein binding. The record is from RefSeq and is a predicted model, not a curated record.